Molecule: messenger RNA, 807 nt
Organism: Penicillium brevicompactum
Lineage: Eukaryota; Fungi; Ascomycota; Eurotiomycetes; Eurotiales; Aspergillaceae
Exons: 3
Coding region: 1-807 (268 amino acids)
Source: RefSeq, a predicted model, not a curated record
AUGCUACUAUUGAACGGAACGAUGGUCUCCACCAGAAGUAGUCACCAAAGCCUACCCACCAUUCCCGAGCAUCCUGCUAUUCCUGAAAAUACUAGCAUUCCAAAUGCUACUCCUGGUCCCUCAGGCCAAAGCAAAUGUCCAACAGAGCCAACCUUCAUACGGACCGCCAUACCUGAUGUCCCUACCGCAUUUACGGCUGAGCCAUCAUACCAUGCCGGAAACAUCUCUGGCAUUUCUGAACCUCUCACAGAACAGCCCCAUGAUACCUCUGACCUCCUGACCUCACCCUCCACAAUCAUGAUAAGGGGCUCAUAUCUGACCCAGUUCCGCAACGACAAGUUAAUCAACCCGGAAUUCGAGGACACCUUCUCCCCAGUCCCAGCAAAACAGCCAGACGAAGACGAACCUAAAGUCGACCUCCAGCUCCAACGCGAAGUGGAGGCUGACCUUGAAGUGCAGAGCGAAGCAUCGAACGUCAUGCCCGAGAACUUGGAGGUAAACAGCACUCCCUCGCAAAUGCAAGCAGGUCGAUCGAGCGAGUCUCUACGGUCUUUCAUCGUGGGAUCCCGUCAACUGUUGAAGGUCGAGGAAGAGAAGCUUGAUGAAAUGUACAAACCCGAGAGUGGGGAUGUCUUGGUAGCUCAUCAGGAGAUGGAUGAGAAUCUUUCGAAAUACGAGAAGUCGAAGAGGGAUUAUGAGUGGAGGAAGAUGAAGCAGGAGGCAUACUCGGCUCAGCAGGUUGAGAUUAGGAAUCGGCGGAGACAGUUGGAUGAGGCGGAGAGAGAGCUGGAUGAUCUUUGCCAUUGA